GGGGGCAGAGGUGUAGGAAGCCGGAAGUGGAUCGGGCCCGGGUCUGUCCGGGCGUUGCGGGUUUGGGGCCUGGGAACGGUCGGUCCCGCAGAGCUGAGGAGCCCUUGUCGGGACGGAGCGACGCCAUCCAGACACUUAAGGCCUGCUGACUGCGUGGACCCUGACAGCUUUGCUCCAGCCUUACCUGCUGCGAACCCAGUGCGUUGCUCUCCUCCCCUGGACAGGCAGGCUCUGUGCGCCCCGCGGAGGUCGGCGGCGACCAGCAGCGACCGCGGAGCUACGGCGGGCGGCCCCGGGCAUGUACGCCCCCGGAGGCGCAGGGCUGCCCGGCGGGCGCCGGCGGAGGAGCCCGGGAGGCAGCGCUUUGCCCAAGCAGCCGGAGCGUAGCCUGGCCUCAGCCCUACCGGGUGCCCUGUCCAUCACCGCGCUGUGCACUGCCCUCGCCGAGCCUGCCUGGUUGCACAUCCACGGUGGCACCUGUUCCCGCCAGGAGCUGGGGGUCUCCGACGUGCUGGGCUACGUGCACCCGGACCUGCUGAAAGAUUUCUGCAUGAAUCCUCAGACCGUCCUGCUCCUGCGGGUCAUCGCCGCCUUCUGCUUCCUGGGCAUCCUGUGUAGUCUCUCUGCAUUCCUUCUGGAUGUCUUUGGGCCCAAGCAUCCGGCCCUGAAGAUCACCCGUCGCUAUGCCUUUGCCCACAUCCUCACAGUCCUGCAGUGUGCCACCGUCAUUGGCUUUUCCUACUGGGCUUCUGAACUCAUCCUGGCCCAGCAGCAGCAACAUAAGAAGUACCACGGUUCCCAGGUUUAUGUCACCUUUGCAGUUAGCUUCUACCUGGUGGCCGGUGCUGGCGGGGCCUCAAUCCUGGCCACAGCGGCCAACCUCCUGCGCCACUACCCCACGGAGGAGGAGGAGCAGGCGCUGGAGUUGCUCUCAGAGAUGGAGGAGAACGAGCCCUACCCCGCCGAGUACGAGGUCAUCAACCAGUUUCAGCCGCCCCCGGCCUACACACCCUAGUGCCAGCCGUGGGCCGUCUGCCUCAGCAGCCCCCCUACUCAGCAGCGCCCCCACACCCAGCGGCGCGCCCUUCCCCCAACAGGCCUCACUGGUAGGAUCCCGACCGUCCUCACAAACCUUCCCUGGGGAGUUCAUGGAUCCCCACCCUCGAAACCUGGGGUUCACUGAUUUUACAUAAUGCACUGUUUCCCCUCUUGCCACGCCCCUCUCCCUCCAUGGUCAUUAGUCAUUACCAACCAGGGACGGUCAUACAUGUCUUCUCCCUCUGUGGGCUCUCUCUCUGAGACUGGGACUUUUCCUCGGGGAGCUGUGGACGGUGGACAGUCCCGGCUAGAAGCAGGUCCACAGGGCCCAGGGGAGAGGGGACCGUACCCUGUGGGCACGCUUCAUGACUGUCCCUGUCGGUCCCACAGCUGGAUCUCUGGGCCCAGCCUUGCCCCCGCACCUGCUGGGAGCGUCCAGGACCGGGCUGCCUGCUCCAUGGAGUCUCUGCACUUUAAUCUUUGGACUGCCCAUCACGCAUGGUCUGGUUUUGUAGGGAGGAGGGAUGGCUGCCUGGAAGCAGAGCAUGUGCGCUCUCCCCGCCCUGUCCCUGCCUGGUGGCCAGUGACCUGGCAAGGACGGGAGCACCUGGCGUGGGCCUGAGGCCUCCUGGUGCCUAGAAAGGAUCAGCGUGAAGGGGCCCGAAUCUCCCCAGCCCCAUCACCUUUUAAAAUGUGAGUGGUUUUAAAAGGGAAAAACAAUACUGAGCAACAGCACCAAUCCUCUCUUUUUAAACUAGUGUGACGACCAUAGAGUGUCGUUGUCCUUUCCUCCGGCUAUUUAUCCCAUUCCUUCUGGCCCUGCCGUGUCUGGGCCACGGUUCCUUCCAGCCCAUGGUGGUUCCUCCCUGAGUCUCUCCAAGCAGAAUUCAGCCCUCUUCCCUUGCUCCUUCCCUCCCGGUGACCAUAGCUUCCUGGGGCCUUCCUGUGGCCAGGGCUGAGGACUGUGGCCUGGCUGGCUGGCCAGCGUGGUGCUCCUCAGGACCCUGGCACUGAGACAUAACCUGACCUCCAUGCAGGAACAGGGCCCGCAACAGGGCAGGAACCCCCCCCCCCCCCCGCUCUGCACACAGGAACUCCAGCCAGCGGGCCCUGCUGCAUGAGGUGUCAGCCACCCUGUCAGAUUAGCGGACCUGGCUGUGUCCUUCAGGUUCAGCGUGUCUCCUAGACUGUGACUUGGGGCAUCAGCUUGCUGCAUGCGCCCAUCCCCUUCUUGAAUGUACUCUGGUCUUAACAGCGUGCUACUGGCUCUUUCUUGCCUGGCCAUCACUCCGGCAGUUCUGUUGGCCACGCAUAGCUCUGGAUGGGUUGAAGUUUCUGCCUCGAGAUCUGCGGUGUAAAGUGGGAGAAACUCCAGAGACCUUCCUUCAGUGUGGAUCCAGAGGGCCAAGCUUCUUUGGAAUCAGAGUCCAGUGCUGAGCCGAAAAGCAGAUGGACCCCCAUCUCCUCCACAGGCGAUAGACAGUAAGACCGGAGAUCAGACACCAUUGUUGAACUGUGGCUAGAAAGGGAUGGUCAUGUCCCUUGUCCUUCUUUGGCUAGACUGCCCCAGGAUAUCUGGACACGUGUGUGUGGCUGGUGAAGGCAGCAUCUGCACGUAAGUGAGCGGCUGCGUGGGGUUCACUGUGAUGCCAAAGUGUGUCCCUUGGUGACUCCAACACUCUUCCAGACUCUUCUCCUGGGGAAGAAAGACUGCACGUGAUACCUGAGCACAAAGCCAAGGAGCUAAAUUAAGUCUUGUUGCUGUAAAGUCCAAGUUCUUCCCCAGCAGACUUCCAGGGUGUGGCCAGCUCCCUCUGACCCUGGGUGUCUGAGCGGGCAGACCAGGAGACCGGGCACAGAACACGCAUGCCAAAGUGACCAGUCUUCUCAUGAGGACCCAGACAUGACCCUGUGGACCAUUCCACAUGAUUCGAAACCCACUUUUUAUUAGGUCCCCAUGCCUCUGGCCUUUCUUUCUCUUUUUCCCUGCCCUCCUGACACAGAUAGUUUGUCAUAUAAAUUCCCCUGGUUGUGUUUUUUUUUUUCCUAGAAAAGAAAAAUUAAAAAGCAAAACAAAACAAAAAACCAGAAACCACAAAUAAGAAUGUAAA
Phacochoerus africanus (Common warthog) is the source of this 3149-nucleotide messenger RNA. It is a transcript of the gene TMEM127, whose product is annotated as transmembrane protein 127. Gene Ontology annotation, biological process: negative regulation of cell population proliferation; negative regulation of TOR signaling. NCBI's taxonomy places the organism in Eukaryota, Metazoa, Chordata, Mammalia, Artiodactyla, Suidae. The record is from RefSeq and is a predicted model, not a curated record. Gene Ontology annotation, cellular component: membrane. Bases 299 to 1015 code for a protein of 238 amino acids. The transcript is spliced from 4 exons.